Drosophila willistoni is the source of this 3089-nucleotide messenger RNA. RefSeq lists its product as uncharacterized. The record is from RefSeq and is a predicted model, not a curated record. Gene Ontology annotation, molecular function: microtubule binding. Gene Ontology annotation, biological process: cilium assembly. Gene Ontology annotation, cellular component: cilium; microtubule. The transcript has 4 exons. Lineage: Eukaryota; Metazoa; Arthropoda; Insecta; Diptera; Drosophilidae. The coding region runs from base 6 to 3089 and encodes 1027 amino acids.
AAAGCAUGAUUACGGGACCAGAGGCCAGACAAACGCAUCGCUUACUGGACUUGAAGAAACAGCAAUGGGCUAAGGAGCGAGAGGAAAUUGCCCGCAUGGAUGAGAUGUAUCAUCAUCAGCAUACUUCAUCCACAUCGCACCACAAAAUUGAGCGCACUUCGAUACGGACUUUCUAUUCCAAUUUGGACUUGACAUCGAAUCAGACUUCCAGCCAUUCGAGAGGACCGCUGCUGCAGCCUCAGGCACAGUCGCAGCCGCAGGAGUAUAUGAAUCAAUUGGAACGUUAUAUAGAGGACUUGGAUAAUGAAGCCGAUGCUGAUUAUGAGGACGAUGAUUCGUUGGUCUAUAGAAGAGCGGGCAGGAGGGGUAGUUAUGCAACGGGCAUGUCAUCCAGACAAAGGUAUAUCGAACUUAUGCCACCACAGGCCACCUCCCUGCAAACGGCCAAGGGACGCAUGCAACAUCAUUCACAGAGACUGAGGAGUCCUAGUUUGCCAGCCAUAAGGCACCAACAGCAGCAACAACAACAAAAACUUCCCAAUGGAGGCAAAAGCCAAACAAGCAUUGAUCCCGGCAACCAACCAACGUUGGCAAAUCGAUUAAACAACAACAAUCAGGCAAGUCAACCGUCGGCUCCUGUUCAAGUUAUUGGUUGCCAGGAGCCAGAGGAUACUUCCGGCUAUCUGAGCGACACGCCCAAGAAUACACACACCCCCGAUAUUUGGUAUAACGAUGGGGCUAGUCAAAAUGAGAGCAUUAGUGGAAUGGGUAGCGCCAGUAUGGCAGAGGAAUCAAGUGCAGCGGGAAUCGGUGUAGGCAUCGGCAUGGGUUUGGGUGGGGGUGUGGGUGUGGGUGUUGGUAGGUGUCGUCGUCUUAGACAACCUCCCGCCCAGCCGCCUCCAGCAAAGUUGGUUAUAAUCAGGGGUAGACAUGGCGAAGAUGGUGGUUACCUUGCCGAUGGCUCGUAUUACCCACCACCAAGUUCAUCGAACCUAAGUCGCGAUAUCUCCUCUUCAAAUACAUAUCAAGUGCAAGGAGAUUUCUAUGAACGGGAAAGGGCACGCUGGGCCACCUAUAACAAUAUGCAACAGCAGGCAGUGCCGCCACCUGGCUGGUUAAGUCGCGGUGGCAAGGAUAGCGAAGAUGAUAUACAAUCUCUGCAAUCCUCCUCCACCUACUUGCGUGGACAGAAUGCUCCCCUUGAUGCCCAUACGCUGCAGGAACGCAUCGAUAAGCGUCGACGGGCCGCCGAGUAUCACAACGCGAUCAAAAAGCAAUUGCACGAACGGGAGCUAAUACGAAAGUGGGAACUGGAGCGUCAUCGCCAGGAGGAGCAAAUGGAGGAAGAUCGUCUCAGGCGGCAGAAGCAAAUGGAGAUAGAGCGUCUGGAGUAUGAGCGACGGCAGGCUCUGGAGCGGGAGGAAGCCCAAAAGAAGAAACAGCAGGUGAUGCUCGAUGCCAUUGCCAAGGCUGAGGUGGCAGCUCAAAAAGAGAAACAAAAGAAGCGCAAGAAUCGCGAAGAAGUCAAGGUCAAGACCACCACCAAGCCGGAGCUACUGAGAGUGCAGUCUGUAGAGGAAGACGAGGAUGACGACCAAGAGGAGCCUCAGAGUCAGCCUCAGAGCCAGUAUCAGAGCCAGCCUCAGAGUCAGCCUCAGGCUCAGCCCACUGUGGUAACGGAGGAAAAAAUAUUGAUAGGAACUCCUAUCAAUUUACGUCGGACCAUAACUAAACCUAUCAAGGUAGCCGCAAAGGAUAUUUCCCCAUCGGAGGAGAGUCAAGCAGGAUGCUCGCCCCAAGCCAGUUUCCUUAAUGAAGACAAGGAGAAUUUGGCCCUUUUGAUGCAACCGGCUACCCUAAUACCGUUACCGGUAACAUCAGAUAUAUUUGGACUACAGAAUGCUAUAGGAAAUCUUCAAAUUGCCACAUAUUUUGUGCAACAAUCACAGCCUCCAUCGCAGCAGGGGAUGAAAGCUCCCCAAACGGGUGAACCACUCUCAUAUUCGAAGGCUACAAAUACCCACAGAACAGAAGCAACCUCCAUUUAUACUGAAGACGGUUAUCAGGCAGAGAAGGAAGAGGAGGAAGCUGUGGCACAGACACCAUUCAGUGCCUCUUGCUGUUUUUCACCCGACUCCUUGGAUGUGGACGAGCAAAACAAGCUAGCUCUGAUUCCCAUAAAGACCCCAAUGCAUCUAACAGGAGGCACACAAGAAGUUGAACAGAAAUCUCAUGAUUUGACCGAUAAACAGCGUAAGGAAUCCUUUCACACUGAUGUGGAAACGCAAACGGAAUUGCCACUUAAUUGCGAUCUGUGCCUGUUUCACGACAAUUUCUAUAAGGUUUUACUCAAACGGGAAGUCUCAACGACCACGACGACUCAAACAUCAAAGACUCAGACUCAACCUGCACAGGAAUCGGCAGCGGAAAAGGAUCAGGAUCAUGAAACCACCACCACCACAACAACGACCACCACGACCACCUUCAAGGCCAAGAGCAAGGAUAAGGAGCUGAAGGAGAAGGAGCGAAAGAAGCACUCGUCCAAGGAUAAAGAGGCCCACAAGAUGGAUGAUCGUCCCAAGUGGGGUGUUAAUCGUCCAAUGGUUCAAUAUGUAAAGGCCAGCGAUCGGGAUCCGUUCUGUUUGCGGAAAAAAAAGAAUCACGUAAGCACCGCCAUUGGCUCCAAGCCGCCGCGCUCCCAAUCGAUGGACUCUCGCCUUGAUAGUGUCACCAUUGAAGAUCAAGAGGUUAACUCUACCCUAUCGGUCGGGCACCAUGAUGAUGAGGAAGCCGAAGAGGGUUUCCUACUAAAGGCACGCAAUGUCUGCACCGAAAUACUGCCCAUUAAGACCGAUGAGAAGGGUCGCAUAUUUCUGAAUUUUCGUGAGGCUAGCGCCAUUAUGAACGAGGAUGAGAUCAAGGAUAAGUUAAGGCAAAAAUAUUUCAAUUUCGGGCGAAUCCUACCCAGACGUAGCUGGGCAUCGGCCACACAACACGGUCUGCCCUUCAGUAGUGCCACAGCAGCAGCAGCGGCGGCCAUAACAACAGCUCCACCCCAGGCAAUUGUCGGGGACUUGGCUGACGAUUAA